Molecule: messenger RNA, 1086 nt
Organism: Astyanax mexicanus (Mexican tetra)
Lineage: Eukaryota; Metazoa; Chordata; Actinopteri; Characiformes; Acestrorhamphidae
Product: lysozyme g
Exons: 6
Coding region: 187-777 (196 amino acids)
Biological process (GO): peptidoglycan catabolic process; defense response to Gram-positive bacterium
Cellular component (GO): extracellular region
Molecular function (GO): lysozyme activity
Source: RefSeq, a predicted model, not a curated record
AUCAUCCUCGCGAGCACCGCCCUCUGUCUGGGGUAAGCUGGAGCACAGGAGUCGCACUGCGGGGAGUUUUCGUAAAAAUAGGAAGAGUUUUCUGUUAAAAGAACUGAGAGAGCAGUUCCCUUCACUCAACUCUCAGCUGAUUCCAUUCACAACAGCGGUCAGUACAGAAGCUCCACAGACAGCAUUAUGGCACCUCAGGUGAUCUUUUACAUGUCACUCCUAGCUUGCAUAUUUGGAGACGUAAUGAAGAUCGACACUACUGGAGCGUCUGAGAAAACAGCACGCCAGGACAAACUAACAGUUAAGGGGGUGGAAGCCUCGAAUAAGCUGGCCGAGCACGACCUGAAGAGAAUGCAGCAGUACAAGUCCAUCAUCACCAGAGUUGGGGCAGCGAAGCAGAUGGAUCCAGAAGUGAUUGCUGCCAUCAUAUCCAGAGAGUCGAGGGCCGGAGCUGCUCUUGUGGACGGCUGGGGAGAUCACGGCAAUGCUUUCGGACUCAUGCAGAUCGACAAGCGCUACCACACUCCGAAAGGGGCCUGGAACAGUGAAGAGCACGUCACACAGGGCACUGAGAUUCUGAUCGAUCUAAUUCAGAAAAUUCAGAAAAAGUUCCCCAGCUGGCCCUUAGAGCACCAAUUUAAAGGAGGAAUAGCAGCCUACAACGCUGGCGUCGGGAACGUUCGCACAUACGAGCGGAUGGACAUCGGGACCACGGAUGACGAUUACUCUAACGAUGUGGUCGCCAGGGCCCAGUGGUUUAAACGCAACGGCUACUGAGAAACACGUGUCCAUUCCACGUUAUCCCAUAAAGCACUGAUUAACAUCCCAUGAUGUACUGAAUAUCUUGUGCACUGACUGUUAUAAAUCUAUAUGUUGCAUUAUUCAUCAUUCCCUACCUUCAAUGAAACUGCUGGACCAUAGUGCUAAUGUUACAAGUUAAAACUUUUUAUACUGCUGUUAGUAACAAAUUCUUGUUCUUUCAAAUAUGUUACAAAACAAACGUAAUCUAUGUAACUGUUAAAUAUAAUUUUAUCAGUUUAAUAACUGGUUAUAAUCUAUAAUAAAGGCUACAUCUUUAUCUUAUUA